GCGGCGGCCACGGACGCGGCCCCCUCAGCCCCCAGCGGGAUGGGGCCCUCCACCGGCAGCCCCGCCGCCGUGAGCAGCAGCAGCAGCGCUCCAGAGAGGAGACAAGAGAUGGCAGCCGCGGCGGCAGCUUCCCCAGCGCAGGGCAGCAACGGCAGCAGCCCAAGGCCAGACCUCUCGCUGCGGUCAAGCAUCGUGGAAAAGCCGCUUAGCUUCAAGAAGUCCGGCGGCGGGAAUAUGUCGAGCCAGGCGCUGUCCGGUGGCACUGGCAAGCGGGCCGGCGCUGCGCGCACCCUGCUGCGCGUGAAGAGCCUGGAGGAGCAGGUGGCCUCACUAGCCAAGCAGUCCUCCCCCGCCUACAGGUGGCCCGGCGGCGCGCCCAACGCCAGCCGGCCCUCCGCCAAUGUGCGGUGA
Messenger RNA from Coccomyxa subellipsoidea C-169, 411 nucleotides. RefSeq lists its product as hypothetical. The record is from RefSeq and is a predicted model, not a curated record. The annotation marks the transcript as partial. Lineage: Eukaryota; Viridiplantae; Chlorophyta; Trebouxiophyceae; Coccomyxaceae. The transcript has a single exon.